UGGCUCGGAGUUCUGCUUUCGCCGCGGUCGCUGCUCCUGACGUCGGCUCACAGCGGUUUGCGGAGGUCGGGUGGGGAGCAUGGCCGAGUACGCCUACGUGAAGCCCACCAAGCUGGUACUCAAGGGCGCGAAGGCCAAGGGUAAGAAGAAAAAGAGUAAAGAGAAGAAAAGAAAAAGAGAAGAAGAUGAAGAAACUCAGCUUGAUAUUGUUGGCAUCUGGUGGACAGUAUCCAACUUUGGUGAAAUUUCUGGAACCAUUGCCAUUGAAAUGGAUAAAGGAACCUAUAUUCAUGCACUUGACAAUGGUCUCUUUACACUGGGAGCACCACAUAAAGAAGUUGAUGAAGGUCCUAGCCCUCCUGAGCAGUUUACUGCUGUCAAAUUGUCUGAUGCCAGAAUUGCCCUAAAAUCUGGCUAUGGAAAAUACCUUGGUAUAAAUUCAGAUGGACUUGUUGUUGGGCGUUCAGAUGCAAUUGGACCAAGAGAACAGUGGGAACCAGUCUUUCAGGAUGGGAAAAUGGCGUUAUUAGCCUCAAAUAGCUGCUUUAUUAGAUGCAAUGAAGCAGGUGAUAUAGAAGCAAAGAGUAAAACAGCAGGGGAAGAAGAAAUGAUAAAGGCUCUGAUAGGCUGUGUCAGUCAGCAACAUCUAUGUCUUGGCCUUAUCCACCAAUAUUUUCUUUACAGAAAGAAAUUUCAGAGCUUCCAAGAUCAUAAACUUAAAAUAAGUAAAGAAGAUAAUAAAAUUCUUAAAAAGGCUCGGAAAGAUGGGUUUUUGCAUGAGACACUUCUGGACAGGAGAGCCAAAUUGAAAGCUGAUAGAUACUGCAAAUGAAGAGGAUAUUUGUUUUUUUUCUCCCUUUGGUUUUUUUUUUUUUUCUGAAUAAAGUAUUUGGUGGAUCUCCUUUUACAGAG
This is a messenger RNA of Dipodomys ordii (Ord's kangaroo rat), 912 nucleotides long. RefSeq names its product FSHD region gene 1 (gene Frg1). Gene Ontology annotation, cellular component: nucleolus; striated muscle dense body; catalytic step 2 spliceosome. The record is from RefSeq and is a predicted model, not a curated record. NCBI's taxonomy places the organism in Eukaryota, Metazoa, Chordata, Mammalia, Rodentia, Heteromyidae. The coding region runs from base 80 to 832 and encodes 250 amino acids. Gene Ontology annotation, molecular function: actin filament binding. The transcript has 9 exons.